AUGCAUAGUUAUUGUUUCGAAGCAGUGGACAACACCAUGAGAUCUAUCUUACAGUCGGACGAACCUUUUGGUGGUAAGGUGGUCGUUCUUGGAGGUGAUUUUAGGCAAAUUUUACCGGUUAUUUUAAAACCAUCUAGACAAGAUAUUGUUCAUUCUACAAUCAAGUCAUCACCAUUGUGGAAAAAUUGUAAAGUCCUAACGUUACACAAGAAUAUGAGGCUUCAAUCGUGUGCUUAUUCCUCUACUGUAGAGGAAAUAAAGGAAUUUGCAGAUUGGAUACUAAAAAUUGGUAAUGGUGAGGUUGGAGAGGAAAACGACGGUGAAGCUUCAAUUGAAAUUCCACAUGAUAUGUUAAUUCGUGAUUCCGACGACCCCUUUUCAGAGUUGUUGCAGUUUGUUUAUCCAGAUUUCUUAAGUAAUAUUUUCGCUCCAGAUUACUUCCAAGGUAGAGCAAUACUUGGACCGACUAAUGAAAGUGUGGAUUUUAUUAAUGAUUAUUUGUCGUCACUCAUCCCUGGAGAAGAGAAGGAAUAUUUGAGCUCAAAUAGUAUUUGCAAAGAUGAGGCAACUACUAAAGUUAACGCGGAAAUUUAUUCUGCAGAAUUCCUCAAUAACAUAAAAUGCUCCGGACUUCCUUCACAUAAGUUGAUAUUAAAAGUUGGGGUUCCGGUUAUGCUCAUAAGAAAUAUUGAUCAAACUAGAGAAUUGUGCAAUGGAACUAGGCUUCAAGUUACUCAAAUGGGAACCCACGUUAUUAACUGUAAGAUUCCUUCUGGUAAGCAUGUUGGUGAUAUGGUAUUCAUUCCGCGAAUGACUUUGAUACUUUCAAAUUGCACAUUGCCAAUCAAAUUUCAACGACGGCAAUUUCCGGUGAUUGUUUCAUUUGGCAUGACGAUUAACAAAAGUCAAGGACAAACACUUUCACAUGUCGGACUAUACCUUCCACGGCCUGUUUUCAGCCACGAACAAUUAUAUGUGGCAUUGUCUAGAGUAAAAAGUAGGUAUGGCAUAAAGAUACUCAUCAACUCUGAAUCGGGUGAACUGUGCAAUGUCACUAAUAAUGUUGUGUACAAAGAAGUGUUUCAACGAAUUUGA
Molecule: messenger RNA, 1095 nt
Organism: Erythranthe guttata (spotted monkey flower)
Lineage: Eukaryota; Viridiplantae; Streptophyta; Magnoliopsida; Lamiales; Phrymaceae
Source: RefSeq, a predicted model, not a curated record